Aspergillus candidus is the source of this 1488-nucleotide messenger RNA. RefSeq names its product ATP-dependent RNA helicase eIF4A. Gene Ontology annotation, cellular component: nucleolus; catalytic step 2 spliceosome. The transcript is spliced from 4 exons. NCBI's taxonomy places the organism in Eukaryota, Fungi, Ascomycota, Eurotiomycetes, Eurotiales, Aspergillaceae. Bases 57 to 1256 code for a protein of 399 amino acids. The record is from RefSeq and is a predicted model, not a curated record. Gene Ontology annotation, molecular function: RNA helicase activity; mRNA binding; ATP binding.
GGGAAUUGUACUUUCUUUCUUUAUCACCGAGCUAAUUUGGAUCCGGUGCAUUCAAUAUGGCGGACGGAAUCGAUAGACGCGCUGAUGACAAGAUGGAGUUUAACACCUCCAAGGAGGUGACGGUGGCUCCGACCUUCGAGGAUAUGCACUUGAAGGAGAGCCUACUCCGUGGUGUCUACGCAUAUGGUUAUGAGUCCCCCUCCGCGGUGCAGUCGCGUGCAAUUGUGCAGAUCUGUAAAGGUCGCGAUACGAUUGCGCAGGCGCAGUCCGGUACCGGUAAAACCGCAACCUUUGCGAUCAGUAUCCUGCAGGUUAUCGAUACGGUGGUGCGCGAAAGCCAAGCGCUCGUCCUUUCCCCGACCCGCGAACUGGCGACCCAAAUUCAGUCGGUCAUCAUGGCCCUCGGCGAUUACAUGAACGUGCAGUGCCACGCCUGUAUCGGAGGAACAAACAUUGGCGAGGAUAUCCGGAAGCUCGACUACGGCCAGCACGUCGUGUCCGGUACGCCCGGGCGAGUGGCAGACAUGAUCCGACGGCGCCACCUGCGCACGCGGCAUAUCAAGAUGCUGGUCCUCGAUGAGGCCGACGAGCUCCUGAACCGCGGGUUCCGCGAACAGAUCUACGACGUCUACCGGUACCUUCCGCCGGCGACGCAGGUGGUGGUCGUCUCCGCGACACUCCCCUACGACGUCCUCGACAUGACGACGAAGUUCAUGACGGAUCCCGUGCGCGUGCUGGUCAAGCGUGACGAGCUGACCCUCGAGGGCAUCAAGCAGUACUUCAUUGCCGUUGAGAAGGAAGAGUGGAAGUUCGAUACGCUGUGCGAUCUCUACGACACCCUGACCAUCACGCAGGCGGUCAUCUUCUGCAACACUCGCCGCAAGGUCGACUGGCUGACGGACAAGAUGCGCGAGGCCAACUUCACCGUCUCCAGCAUGCACGGCGAGAUGCCGCAGAAGGAGCGCGACAGCAUCAUGCAGGAUUUCCGCCAGGGUAACUCGCGUGUGCUCAUCUCUACGGAUGUUUGGGCCCGCGGUAUCGACGUCCAGCAGGUCUCGCUCGUCAUCAACUACGAUCUCCCCACCAACCGUGAGAACUACAUCCACCGUAUCGGCCGAAGCGGUCGUUUCGGCCGCAAGGGUGUCGCCAUCAACUUUGUCACUAGCGACGACGUACGCAUUCUGCGUGAUAUUGAACUGUACUACUCGACGCAGAUUGACGAGAUGCCGAUGAAUGUUGCCGACCUCCUCUCAUAAUUCAACCACAAAACUCACGAUCCAUCCACGGCCCACUCGCGCCUUUACCCCACGGACGAUACCCCUAAAUACGCUCCUACCCACAGAAAAAAGGGCCGUGGCCGUGCCAGGAGCAAAGACACCCAGAUCAAGCAUGGGAGGCCAAACCAGCGUGGAGGAAAAGGGAAAAUACCCAAAUUGGUACGCCCACCACCAUAUCAAAACACAUAUCCAUCCAUCCAUCCAUCCAUCC